Pantherophis guttatus is the source of this 3345-nucleotide messenger RNA. The record is from RefSeq and is a predicted model, not a curated record. Lineage: Eukaryota; Metazoa; Chordata; Lepidosauria; Squamata; Colubridae.
AUGGAUGUCUUGGCCUCCCGAACGGGGGAUGCAAUGGCCGAUAAGCUUGUCUUCUCCUCGUAUGUCAGAUGGCCCUCUUGGAUCUUCUUGAACCUUCACAGAGGUUCACAUCUUCACAUCUUAGGGAUGGUCCUGACACUUUCUCCAGCCUGUUGCCCAGCCCUUAAGAUCGGUCUGGUGGGACCUUGGUCCUUUGACUCCUACUUCUCCAAUGCCCUGCCUGAAGUUGCUGCUCAACUAGCUAUGGAGCGGAUCAAGAAGGAUCCUUCCCUUGCCGCGGUCCAUCCGCUGGAUUAUGUAUUGUUUGAGGAAGAUCUCCAGACUUGGAAAGCAAUGGCUAGAUUCCUUGACUCCUCCAAGAAUCGGUCAGCAUUCAUAGGACCGCUGAAUCCUAGCUAUUGUGAGGCUGCCUCGUUGCUAGUCCAAGUUUGGAACAAACCCAUGUUAUCUUGGGCCUGUCUAAAUGACGACCUGGAUAAGCCAAUUAACCAACCGAGGUUUAUCAGAACUUUGCCUUCUGCGGCUUCUGUCCUCCUCACUGUGUUGAGAUAUUUCAACUGGGCUCAUGUCGGCAUCAUCUCUUCCAAGGGGGACCUUUGGAUGGACACAGCCCAGAAGCUGGCUAGCGUUCUCAGAAGCCACGGGCUACCUGUGGUUCUUGUUACAUCCACGGGGACAGAAACAGAAAAAGUAGAAGAGGCUUGGACCAAGAUAGAAGCUGCUGGAAACAUCAAAGUCCUUCUCCUCUGCAUGGCAUCUGCUCUCAUCGGAGGCGAAGACCAAGCGACAUUUCUAAGCAAAGCCCAGGAACUCGGACUGGCUGACGGCAGAUACGUCUUUGUGCCCUACGAUACUCUCUUCUACAGCCUCCCCUACGGAAACCAUUCCUAUUUCCUUCUGGAAAACGAUGGAGCCUUCCGGAAGGCUUAUGACGCGGUGCUGACAAUUACCUUGCAGUCUGGAGAACGGACUUUCUACCAAGCUUUCCAAGCGGCUAAAGAAAAAGGCGAAAUAAAAGCAGAUUUGGAACCAGAACAGGUCACUCCACUUUUUGGGACAAUCUACGAUGCCAUUUACCUGCUCACCAAAGUCCUAGCCAAGGUAGCUCGGCCCCAAACUUCUGAACUCUUGGGAACAACUUUGAUUCAUCAUGUCAGAAAUUUGGACUUUGCCGGCUUCAGCCACAGGAUUCAAGUCGACAGCAAAGGAAGGCCGUUGGCCAGAUACGUGAUUCUGGACACGGAUGGCAAAGAAAGUCACCUGUACCCCACUUACCUGCUGGAGGCAUCUUCGGGCAUGAUGCAGCCCUUGGGGAGGGCAAUCCAUUUCCCUGGGGGGAGAUCGCCCCCAGUUGACUCGGCCUGCUGGUUUGAACCCGACGUCCUCUGCGAAAGAGAUGACGCCUGUUAUUUGAUCCUAGUGUUAGCUUCUAUCUUAAAUCUGGAAGUAUAUCAAUUUGACCUCCUACCUUACAGGAAAAACAGUAAUCCUGACCGCCGGUUCGCGAAAGGGUCGCAGAGGCUGUUUCUGACUUUAGACGAUCUAACUUUCGUGAACACCAAAAUCAGUAGAAUGAGAUUAACUCUGGACAAUCUCAGUGAAUCAAGGAGCUGCUCCGAAGUCCACAGCUUGAGAUCCGUGACUCACUCGUUGUCGGUGAAAAGCACAACUCUAACCUAUGAAACCUCGAAUGUGGCUGUGUAUGAGGGUGACUGGGUAUGGCUGAAAAAACUCGAGACUGCAGUGACCACGGAUUGGAAGCCACGUGCAACCCAUGUGCUUACCAAGAUGAGGGAGUUACGCCAUGAAAACGUGAAUCCGUUUCUAGGUCUUUUAUCUGACACGGGACUUUCUGCAGUUGUGAUGGACUUCUGCUCCAGGGGAAGUCUCCAGGACUUGCUCCAAAACAUGGACAUAAAGCUGGACUGGAUGUUUAAAUCAUCCCUUUUGUUGGAUUUAAUUAAAGGCAUGAAAUACUUACAUAACCAGGACAUUAGCCAUGGACGCCUGAAAUCUCGCAACUGUGUGGUGGAUGGACGGUUUGUGUUGAAAAUCACUGAUUAUGGUUACAGUGAGCUAAUGGCAGCGCAGGGCGUCUCCCAGAGUCAGGCCUCUGCAGAAGAAUUGCUCUGGACCGCUCCUGAAUUACUGAGAGAGCCCGAAGUUAACCCCAAAGGCACCUCGCAAGGCGACGUGUUUAGUUUUGCCAUUAUUCUGCAAGAAGUAAUUCUCCGAGGGCCUCCCUAUUGUAUGAUGGAACUGACUGCUGAAGAGAUUAUAAGCAAACUGAAGCACCCCCUGACGUUGUUUCGUCCGAGUGUCCUGGAAAAUACCCCUUUGGAAUAUAUCCAGUUGAUGAAGAAGUGCUGGAGUGAAGUGCCCAAUCGAAGGCCGACCUUUAACAAGAUCUUUGAACAGUUCAAAACCAUCAACAAAGGAAAACGGAUGAACAUCGUGGACUCCAUGCUGCGGAUGCUAGAAAACUAUUCCAGCAACCUGGAAGAAUUAAUCCGAGAGAGAACGGAAGAAUUGGAGGUGGAAAAACAGAAGACGGACAAACUCUUGUCUCAAAUGCUUCCGUUGCCAGUGGCUGAAACGCUGAUCAGGGGAGCAUCCGUGGAGCCGGAAUACUUUGACGAGGUCACCAUCUACUUCAGCGACAUUAUCGGCUUCACCACCAUGUCUGCCCUCUGUGAGCCCAUUGAAAUUGUGGACCUUCUAAAUGACCUCUACACUCUCUUUGACGCCAUCAUCGGCCAUCAUGACGUUUACAAGGUGGAGACCAUCGGCGAUGCUUAUAUGGUGGCAUCGGGGCUCCCGACACGCAAUGGCCACAGGCAUGCCGCUGAGAUCGCCAACAUGUCUCUGGAUAUCCUCAGCUCAGUGGGAGCUUUCAAAGUGAAACAUAUCCCGGAUUUGCCGGUUAAGAUACGGAUGGGGCUGCAUUCAGGUCCUUGUGCUGCAGGAGUGGUAGGCCUCACCAUGCCCAGGUACUGCCUGUUUGGAGACACAGUGAAUACGGCUUCACGAAUAGAGUCUACAGGACUGCCCUACAGGAUUCACAUCAGCCAAAAUACCAUGAGGAUCCUUCACAGUCUUAAAGAAGGUUACAAAAUGAACUUCAGGGGGAAGACAGAACUGAAGGACCACGCCGACCACGGGAAAAGCCCACUUCUCCUGCCCGUCUUCCCGCAGGAUGAUGGAAGAGCUGUCCUCUUCCACAGGCCCACGUGCCUUUUGCCCUUUGGCUCCUUUGAAGAGUCUUGUGGGAGACCCAGAAAUCCUAAAGUCAACAGGCAGCCCGACUCCUCUCUGCUGGGUUGCCCCAUAAAAUCUGCAGGAUAA